AAAAAAAAAAAAAAAAAAAAAACUUGGCUUGCCAGGCCAAUCAUUUCCUUCUCCAUAUCGAAGAGGAGGGAAUCCAAAUCCAGAUCGCCAACAAGAACAAGGAGAAGAAUGAUGGGUCGCCGGAGCGGCGGCAGCCUGGGGUGGGCUUCGUGCUGCCUGGGAUUCCUGCUCAAGUUGCUGGCCUUCCUCCAGGCCUUCGCCGCUGUCUCCGCCCUCCUGUACGCCGCAUGGAUCCUCUCCCGCUGGGCGCGCCACCACCAUCUCCACCUCCAGGACCUCCUCCCCGACCUCUGGUUUCCCUCCGCCGUCAUGGCGGCCGGCCUCUUCUACUGCCUCCUCCUCCUGGCGGGGUACCUUGCUGCCGAGAUCAACACCGGGUGCUGCCUGUGCUUUUACACCAUCCCGGCUAUGGCCAUGAUGCUGCUCGAAGCAGCUCUCGCCGCCCAUCUCAUGCUUAACCAGCACUGGAUCCAGGAUCUUCCAUAUGACCGCACCGGAGAACUCGACAACUUUCUUUCCUUCCUUCAUAACAAUCUCGACCUAUGCAAAUGGGCUGCUCUUGCCAUUUUCACUACGCAGGCACUCUCACUUUUCUUGGCGAUGAUUUUACGAGCCACGGUUUCAGCCCGGAGUGUUCACUAUGACAGCGAUGAGGACUUUGUGGUCAUUAGGAGGCCACUCCUGGUUGCGCAAGCUCCCCGAUCUUAUCUUCCAACCACCGUCGAUGCUAGAGGUUUCCGUCCAGACCUCUGGAGCUCGAGAAUGAGACAGAAGUAUGGGCUGGACUCAAGUGACUACACCUACGACACAUUGGAUCCAAAUGCACCAUGACCUCAGUGAGCGGUCACGCGAUAGAUGAAGAAGCAUGCGUUUGUUCCAAGCACCUCGUAUGUACAGACAUCGUAUCUUGUAAUCAUCCGUGGUGUAUUGUUAGUGUAUGCAUAUUAAAUAGUUAUUUUCCAAUUUGUGUUUUCUUGAUUACACCUUGUUGAUCUUUCAUUGCACUAUACUGUCACCUUUUGGUAUCUGUAUAUUUGUGGUGAUGUGGGGUGUUAAUGUGGGAGCUGUGGAUCUGUACAGUUUUUCAUAAAUACAUUGUGUGUUGGUUCAUGGAGUA
Molecule: messenger RNA, 1117 nt
Organism: Phragmites australis (common reed)
Lineage: Eukaryota; Viridiplantae; Streptophyta; Magnoliopsida; Poales; Poaceae
Product: tetraspanin-18-like
Exons: 5
Coding region: 109-831 (240 amino acids)
Source: RefSeq, a predicted model, not a curated record